This is a messenger RNA of Cooperia oncophora, 306 nucleotides long. The record is from the annotation of a GenBank genome assembly. Lineage: Eukaryota; Metazoa; Nematoda; Chromadorea; Rhabditida; Trichostrongylidae.
AUGAGCAAAUUCAGUAGAUCAGUUCCUGAUGGGCUGAAAAUGGCUGACGAUGAAAUAGGACCAAAAUCACCAAAGUCUCCGAACCCUGGAGGUGUGGCAUGGUUUGUAGACGAGCUGGCCGUGAUUGAAGAAGAAGCUCCUGAAAAACGACGCACAUUUGACGAAGAUUCAAUGAGGAGCAGUCGAAGUGGCAGCAGUUCAAGAACGGAACAACGUACUCGAGAGCACUCACUGGUUAUGCCUGCAGUCCCGGAAAAAGAAGAGAAAAGUGAAUUGAAGCUAGAAGAUCGAGAGAAAACGACAUAA